This is a messenger RNA of Orbicella faveolata, 2672 nucleotides long. RefSeq names its product meiotic recombination protein DMC1 homolog. Gene Ontology annotation, molecular function: DNA strand exchange activity; ATP-dependent DNA damage sensor activity; ATP binding. Gene Ontology annotation, biological process: DNA recombinase assembly; reciprocal meiotic recombination; DNA repair. The record is from RefSeq and is a predicted model, not a curated record. Gene Ontology annotation, cellular component: nucleus; condensed nuclear chromosome. Lineage: Eukaryota; Metazoa; Cnidaria; Anthozoa; Scleractinia; Merulinidae.
AUGAGUUCUUCUUACCUUUAUUCAAACUAUUACCAUGCUAUGAGGUUUUUUGGUAACUUUUUCAGUUCUUGCCAUUAUAGCUCGGAUGUUCCGCAGAAAUCAUCUUAAUUAAGUAAUUGUUGACUUGUAAGUAAACAAGAGAAGAAUAAAGAGAAAAUAAACUACAAAAGAACAGUUAUGAUGAUUUAUUUUGAGUGAGAAUAUUUACUACAAAAUGCAAAUAAACUAUCAUAUAUUUGACUUUCAAAUGAAAUAUUAUUACAAAUAAGCAAAGUACUUGUUGAAAUAUUUAACUUUGAAUUUUUUUAUUUAAAAAAAAAAUGGCGCGUGCGUAUUUUAAGCGCCCAUAUUUUUUCUGGGGAAUUUGAAAAGUUUUGAAAAGGGUUUACCUUGAAAAUAUUUUCAAAAGGAAGAUACAUGAAAGGUCUGGAAAGCAGUAUUUGAAUAUAUAUACAUGAAUAAAAGCAAAAUAAACACGACAGAAACGAACUUGAAUUUUCUUUAGUGUUGGAAUUAUUUCACAGCAAAUUUGUUACUAAAAGCUUAAAACGUAAUCAUAGAAGUGCCUUAGAUUAAACAAAAUAAUUUUCCCCAAAAAUGUCCGAGCGUUGUGAUAUGAUGAGGUGGAACCUUUCAUACGUGAAAGAGCAGAAAUUUCGCAAUCAAAUUUCCACGUAUUCGCGAACCGCUAGAGCCCUCCUAGAGCCCAUCUCUCUCGACCGUUUUCAAUUUUUUUUUGCCGUUCACACGAAGAGGACAAAGUUGAUGUAUCAAGCAGUUUGGGAAAAAUUAUCUGAAAAGCUCAAAACGUCAGCUUCCUUUGUCAUUUGCGGGACCAUUUGCGGGUUUUGCCUCGACUACAGGUUUGAAAAUAGCGGGAAAUAAUUGUGCGCGCCCGCGGCUAACUUUUCGCGGGAAAAAUUCAUAAUACCGCGCGCAGUCAACAACGCAAGUUUUUCUCGUUACCUCCGUGUAGUUAGUGGCUUGAACGGCUCGACAUUCUCACUUUUUUGAGGGUUAGUUUUCUUCUUAAAGGUAAGUAAACCAGGAAUGGGUUACUGAUUACAUUGUGCAAAACUCAAUUGAUUUAACAAGGUCUGCGGGUAAAUAUUUAGGCGCACAUUUUCGCAGAAAUGAAGCACUUUUCAAUCGUUCACAGGGCUGAAUAAAGCUGAAGUCUUGUAGUUUACUAAGCUAAACAAAACCUAACGAAACUCAAAGAUGAUGGAAACUGCUUCUGCUCGUGACCAAGUAGUUGAGGAGGAGUUAAGCGAUCAAGAAGAGGUAAGGAUUUUUGAUUAUUCAAAGAGAAACCAGUUGAAAACCGCUGGCUUAUACACACCUCAACUUGUGUGACUUUGGACCGUGGAAGAGGGAAACUUAAAUAAAAACGUCGUAAAAAUGUUUGUCCAUUCAACAAGUAUGUGGUUAUGAGUAAAUCCGUUGACGAAAAAAAUUUUUCUUUGUCUAUUAGGAAUCAUUUUAUCAGGAUAUAGACCUUCUUCAGAACCACGGAAUUGUGAGUACUCAGCCAAUCCUGUUUUUCACCGCGUUCGUUAUAUUAUUGUCCUUCGCUAGAAUCUAAUGAAUAAUUGACUGUUUUUCAAGAAUGUUGCCGAUAUAAAAAAGCUCAAGUCAGCUGGAAUAUGCACUGUCAAGGUAAGAUUAUGUUCGUCUGUUUGUAUGAUGAAACUUGAAAUUUUAGAAUAAGGUUAACUAAACUAAGCUAAACAAGAGGGAAAUUUUCACUGAAUUGAAUUGCGUUGAUUAAUAUAAUUUCUAUAGGGAGUGCAGAUGACUACAAGGCGAAAAAUGUGCCAAAUAAAAGGAAUAUCGGAAGCAAAAAUGGAGAAAAUAAAGGUUACCGGAGGGUGCUAUAUAUUGUGUACAAUUGACGUUGUGGGUUUGUACCCUCAAAUUCCACACGAUGAAGGAUUGGAGGCCUUGAAGGAAUCAUUUGUGACCUAUGGAGGGAUGGAGGCGGGGGAAUGGCAGAGGUCACUAGGUGAGGAUAUUGCUACGUUUGCGGAGUUGGUUUUGAAGAGUUAUUAUCUUGAGUUUAAUGUUACAGCACAGCUGCCUGGAGCAAAUGGCUAUACAGGAGGAAAAGUAAUUUUCAUCGAUACAGAGAACACUUUUCGACCUGAUCGACUUAGAGAGAUUGCAGACAGAUUCAACCUUGACCAGAAUGCAAUGCUGGACAAUGUUCUGUACUGCCGAGCAUACACAAGUGAACAUCAGUACGAGUUAAUGGAUAGUGUGGCUGCAAAGUUCCAUGAAGAACCUGGAGUAUUCAAGCUAAUGAUAAUUGACUCAAUAAUGGCACUCUUUAGAGUUGAUUUUUGUGGAAGAGGCGAAUUGGCUGACAGGCAACAAAAACUUGCUCAGAUGUUAUCACGACUGCAAAAACUCUCUGAGGAAUUCAACAUUGCAAUUUUCAUCACCAAUCAGAUGACAGCAGAUCCAGGAGCAACAAUGAGUUUUCAAGCUGACCCCAAGAAACCAAUUGGCGGACACAUACUGGCACAUGCCUCAACAACUCGCAUUAGUUUGAGGAAAGGUAGAGGAGAAACAAGAAUAGCAAAAAUAUAUGACAGUCCUGAUCUUCCAGAAAAUGAAGCCACUUUUGCAGUUACAUCAGGGGGAAUUGCUGAUGCCAAAGAGUAAUGUUU